AUGACCGGCUCAUCCAAUGAAUCUUUGAAGAAAAUCGAGGAGAUCUCUCGCGAGCUCAAAUCAGCCCUACAUCAGUACCCUAACUUUCCUCAAGAGGGUAUACUAUUUGAGGAUUUCUUGCCAAUUUUCAGAAGUCCGGAUCUCUUCAACAAGAUGAUUAUAGCUUUUAAGUUACAUAUCGAUGAGAAGUUCAAAGGAAAAACCAUCGAUUACGUGGUUGGUCUUGAAUCCAGAGGUUUCCUAUUCGGUCCAACCCUAGCAUUGGCACUCGAUGCUGGUUUUGUGCCCAUUAGAAAGAAAGGUAAACUUCCAGGUAAAACCUUCAAGGCCAACUUUAGUAAAGAGUACGGCGAAGAUUACUUUGAGAUCCAGAAGGAAGCGAUUCCUGAUGGAUCUAACGUGCUUGUGGUGGACGAUAUAUUGGCUACUGGAGGCUCUGCCGAAGCAGCAGGUAGAUUGGUACUUGCAUGUGAUGCCAAUUUGAUGGGUUUCCUAUUUGUUAUGGAGCUAGAUUUCCUCAAUGGAAGAGACAAACUACAGGCCUCUUCGUUCACUCUUUUGAGAGGUCAACCCGAGUCCCUUAAGGAAGGAAAGGAGCAAUGA
Brettanomyces nanus is the source of this 603-nucleotide messenger RNA. RefSeq names its product adenine phosphoribosyltransferase (gene APT1). Gene Ontology annotation, molecular function: adenine phosphoribosyltransferase activity; adenine binding; AMP binding. Bases 1 to 603 code for a protein of 200 amino acids. The record is from RefSeq and is a predicted model, not a curated record. Gene Ontology annotation, biological process: AMP salvage; adenine salvage. Lineage: Eukaryota; Fungi; Ascomycota; Pichiomycetes; Pichiales; Pichiaceae. Gene Ontology annotation, cellular component: cytoplasm. The transcript has a single exon.